Messenger RNA from Naegleria fowleri, 2370 nucleotides. RefSeq lists its product as uncharacterized. Lineage: Eukaryota; Heterolobosea; Eutetramitea; Acrasida; Naegleriidae. The record is from RefSeq and is a predicted model, not a curated record. Bases 1 to 2370 code for a protein of 789 amino acids. The transcript is spliced from 4 exons.
AUGAUUCAAGAGUAUGGAGGAAAUGCCCGUGAAGUCAUUGCUCGCCAAUUGGCUCAAGUUAGACUUCAAUGUAUUGCUGUUCCACCACCAAAACCAGUCGGAAAAGAAUUAACCACAGCAGAGAAACACAAACAAAAACUGGAAGAAGCUGAGAAUCCAACCAAACCAACCAUUACUUUGAAGGAUGGAGCAAUGACAAUUUCUGUUCAGUUAGGUUUGGGUGCCGCCGGUGUUCCAAGUUAUUCCUAUGUGAGUGAGACUCUGAACGCCUUGUUCGGAGUGAGUGCAUCCUAUUUUAAGCAGGUUUUGGAGGAUCGUAUUGCCAAGACUAAGGAGGAAAUCAAGAGAGAAGUCGACGAUCCAAACUUUGAUAUUGAAAUUGUUUUUGAUUGGCAAAGUUUCCAAAACGCUGGAAAUAUGGACUCUGCUUUGAAUAAUAUGGCUCGUUGGGAUUGUUGGUACUCCCUUCAAACAUUGCCUCGUGCUUUCAGAUGGGCCAAGUCCGAUUAUCCAGUCACACAUGAACGAUUGAAGAAAUCUCUCAAGAGAGUUGUGUUUUCCAAUGCCGAGGAUGACGGUGUUGAGAAGAGAUAUUGGCACAGCUAUGCCAUGUUGACCAAUGGAACAUUGGAAAUGAGAGGUGUUUACAGAGAAUAUUGGGGUUAUAUUUACAGCUACGAUGUAACACGAGCAGUUGCUUAUGGAUGCAUCCUCGACGAGGCUGAUCAAGCUUUUGAAAAUAAUGAAACUCUAGAUAAUGAGAAAUUGGACAUUUUGAGAAAAUGCUUCCCUCAAUUGGACGAAAUCGAUCAAGAAGCUGUUGAAAUUUGCUUGAAAACAUACUAUAAGGAAGUCAUGUGUAAGAGUAACAAGAAGGAUGAAAAGAAGGAUAAAAAAGAUAAGAAGGAAGAAAAGAAGGAAGAUGAUGACGAAGAUGGAGAUGAACCUAUCCACGAAGAAGAGGAAGGCGAAGAGAAACAAGAAUACAACGAGGACGCACCAUUCCCAGAGACAGUCAUUAAGGCCUACUCGAUCAACAAGACUAACUUUAGAGGACAAGUACAAACUCGUCUCGCUGUUAUUACCAACAAGGCUCUUUACACAUUUGCCUUUGACUACAAGAAGAAGGAACUCAUCAAGAGAAGAGCUCACCGUUAUGUUUAUAACAACAUUUACUCCACUAGAUAUGGCCCUCUCAGAGAAGACAACAUUCAAGUGGUCGGAGGUGCUGCGGGCGCUAUUGCAAACGCUGCUCAAGACUUGAUGAAGGAUUUGUCAAACUAUGGUCUCAAGAUUUAUACCAAUAUCAUUACAUCCAUGAAGGAAAGAAUGACAGAAAAGGCCAUUUCAAAGGCAGCCAUCGGAACUGAAAAGGAACCUGUUGUUGAUAUUCCUGGUUUGCCAAAAUUCAACAGCCCUGGAUUCUUGCUUAGAACAGCUGCCACCAGUUUGUACAAAGACAAGGUUGAUACCCAAGUCAGCGUGAAUGGUCUUCCACAAGCCAAUGUGGCCCAUUCCUUGGAGGUUGCUUCUGAAAUGUUUGACACACUCUCAGAGACUGUUGAAUUGGAUCUUCCAAACUUGCCUAACAUGAAGCUAACUAAUUUGCUUCUUCAAAUUUGUGAAAUUUUGGAGCAGUACAAUGACGAUAUGGAUUUGGAAAUUCCAAGUUCUAUUACCAUCAGUUCUCUCAUCAGAAGUAUCAACCAUGCUGUCUACAACUUGGAACAAUCUGGUAAAACACCUACUCUCGAAUUUGAACAACCAAAGGAGUUGCCCUAUCAAGACAUGAUGGCCUUGUUGAAGGGAGCUUUGGAAAAUUACAAGAAUAAGACUGAAUUUGACAAUACUGCAGUUAAGAAUUUGGCCACUGGUGAGACAUUCCCCAAGUUGCCUGACCUUAUUGAACAAUUGAGCUCUGUUGCAGUUCCUCAUAUCAAAUUUGAUCCAUAUCCACCAGUACUUGUCGCUGCUAUUUUGAAGGCCAUUGCUGGUUACCUUGGUAAAUACAACUUGCCAGGUCUUAACUUGCUUGAAUUGAAGAUUCCAGGUCUAAGUUUACCAGGCUUGCCAAGAAUCAGUUUACCAGGUCCACCAUUGCCAGGAAUUCUUUCCAAACUCAAGCCUCCAAGUGAACCUUCAAGAGAAGAGUUUAUUGUUCAAGUCAACAAUCCAAAUAAGGCGUUGUCUAAGUUCUUGAGUGCUCAAUUCUGUUAUCUGAUCUAUGGUGCGCAAUCGAGUUCAUUGUAUCCUUAUUGGCCUUGGAGUCCAUGGGAAACCAGUUAUAUCUCUGUUCCUGUUUCUGUUGUGUCAAUGAUUUACAACAAAUCAGGAGGAAAAGGAAACAAGGACAAGGCUGAAAAGAAGUAA